AUGAAGAUCUACACCGACAUUUUCUCCGGCGACGAGUUGUUGUCCGACGCUUACGACCUCAAGGAGGUCGACAAUGUCGUCUACGAGGCCGACUGUGCCAUGGUGCAGGUGUCCUCUGGCGGUGACGUCGACAUUGGUGCCAACGCCUCUGCCGAGGAGGCUGGCGAUGACUUGGAGGAGGGUGUUGAGACUGUCAACAACGUCGUGUACUCUUUCAGAUUGUCGCAGACCUCUUUCGACAAGAAGUCCUUCUUGACCUACAUCAAGGGCUACAUGAAGGCCGUCAAGGCCAAGUUGGCUGAGACCGACCCAGACCAGGUUGAGGUUUUCGAGAAGGGUGCCCAGGCCUACGUCAAGAAGGUCAUUGGCUCCUUCAAGGACUGGGACUUCUACACCGGUGAGUCCAUGGACCCAGAUGCCAUGAUUGUGUUGUUGAACUACCGUGAGGACGGCACCACCCCAUACGUGGUCAUCUGGAAGCACGGUGUCAAGGAGACCAAGAUCUAA
Molecule: messenger RNA, 507 nt
Organism: Metschnikowia bicuspidata var. bicuspidata NRRL YB-4993
Lineage: Eukaryota; Fungi; Ascomycota; Pichiomycetes; Serinales; Metschnikowiaceae
Gene: TMA19
Product: Tma19p
Exons: 1
Coding region: 1-507 (168 amino acids)
Cellular component (GO): cytoplasm
Molecular function (GO): calcium ion binding
Source: RefSeq, a predicted model, not a curated record